Molecule: messenger RNA, 1658 nt
Organism: Spodoptera frugiperda (fall armyworm)
Lineage: Eukaryota; Metazoa; Arthropoda; Insecta; Lepidoptera; Noctuidae
Product: sialin-like
Exons: 12
Coding region: 53-1546 (497 amino acids)
Biological process (GO): monoatomic anion transport; transmembrane transport
Molecular function (GO): transmembrane transporter activity
Source: RefSeq, a predicted model, not a curated record
UCAGUCACAGAACCUAACACUGACAUUUUACACAUAUUUUUGGACAUUGACAAUGAUUAAAAUUAGGAUACGUGCAAUAGUGGGAGUAAUGAUAUUUCUUGGGUACUUUUUGAUCUAUGUUGUCCGUAAUAAUUUGAGUGUUCAUAUAGUCGAUAUGGCACAAGUGAUGCUGAGAGAUGACGAUCUUCUGGAUAUAGAGAGUGUUGCGAAAAGGCGUUCGGCGAAGAGGACUGGGAUGAUGGACUUACUUAAUUGGGAUGACACUAAAGUUGGUAAAUUAUUCUCAGCCUAUCACAUAGGCUAUUGCAUUUGCUUCCCCAUCUUCCAUAGCUUUGGAGAUAAAUUGGGACCCACAUGGGUGGUGGGUAUUGCUGGCUUGUUAUCCGGAGUGUUAAGCUGCCUAGCACCAGCCUCCGCUUACUAUCACUUUUGGCUGCUAUUUUUGGUACGAAUUAUAAAGGGAUUUUGUGCUGGCGCUAUGCAGCCAAGCAUGGUGCAAGUACUGAGGCAUUGGGUGCCACCAAUUGAAAGAAACCACUUUAUGUGGGCAUAUUGUGGUAUUACCACAGGAACUUUCUGCACGUUUCUUAUGUGCGCCGCAGUGCACUACUACUCUCGAUGGCCAGUAGGAUUCUUCAUAACCGGCGGGGUGCAAAUCAUCUGGUCAAUUACGUGGGUCCUUAUUGUUACCGAUAGUCCUAAGCAACAUCCUUACAUAUCUAAUGAUGAAGUGACGUAUUUAACUAACACUAUUGGCAACAUAUUUCCGAUUAAAAUGACUAACUCUCAAGCUCCUUGGAACUUGAUUGUGAGAUCUGCAUCAUUUUGGACACUCUGCAUACUUAAUUUUGGAUACUCGUGGAUGAUAAUCUCGCUUUGUCUUUUUGGUCCACUAUACUACUCAAAGGUCUCCAAAUUCAGCAUUUACACUGCAUCAGCACUUACAGCCCUUCCGUUUUUCUUACGUUUAGUGUUGGGCACAAUCCUUAUUCAAACUUUUCAAAAGUACAAACACAGGCCUCGAGUAAGAAGGAUUAACCACUUAAGAAAAUAUUUUAUUGUUGUCUCUCAUGUGAUCCCAGGACUUUUGAUAUGUGUUUCGUGGAUGCUGCCAAUAAUACCGGGUCCUCUUCUACUAACUAUAGCAGUGGCAUUGACCGCUGCGGGAAUGGACCUUACAUUGGACCUGUGUUAUGAGCUUUCACCGACGUUUGUAAACUCACUUAACACUGUUAUCAAAAUAAUUGGGAACACAUCGGGUAUAAUAGUUUCCCUAUGUGUUGGACAAGUAACAUACAGAUUUAGCAACCUACCUAUCGUCUGGAAGCAUAUUUGGUGUUUUCACGCCCUAAUAUUAUUACUGAGUGGACUUAUAUUUUUAAUAUGGGGAGAAACUCACAUACAACCAUGGAAUGAAACUCGAAGAGUGCGUCGAAAUAUAGGCUCGCGAAAAUAUACGAUCAACCCUUUACCGUCAAUAUUGUCCAACAUAUCUGAAGAAGGCAGUAUCAGAUCAUCAAUGUUAAAGAUUCCAUCACAAAAUUAAAAUUAAUACUCCGAUUUACUUACAUGGUUUGAAAGUUUCUUUUAGCUUAGAUAUUUUGUAAUAGGUAGGAAAAUUAUUUUGAAGAUCAAUUAAGAUAUUGUAAUUUAACUUA